AUGUUACCGGCAAUACGAGGCCCUGCAGAUUCGGGUUGCGGAGAGGAGACGUCAAGGUGGCGCCAAUCAUGGUUUGUCAAAUGCCCCGGCCCCGCCGGUCAACGUUGCAUUCAGAUCGGUGGAGCCGCUUUUUUUUUUCUUUCUUCCACUGUUCAGAGGUCACUGAGGGGCCCUGAUGGGACUGAGGGAGUUUUCUUGCCACUGGAGCUGAGCGGUCUGUACUGCACAGCCAGGUAG
This is a messenger RNA of Pyricularia grisea, 237 nucleotides long. RefSeq lists its product as uncharacterized. The record is from RefSeq and is a predicted model, not a curated record. Bases 1 to 237 code for a protein of 78 amino acids. The transcript has a single exon. Lineage: Eukaryota; Fungi; Ascomycota; Sordariomycetes; Magnaporthales; Pyriculariaceae.